GGCGAAAUGGUUUGUGUCUCCAAUGGCAAUCAGCUGUUUUUAUAAACAAAAGUUGUGUUUCUGUUUGCACGUGCAUUUUCCCUCAUUUUCCCAAUGAAAAGCCGCGAAAUUCUGACCCUUCAGUUGGGAAAUUAUGCCAAUUACGUGGGCACGCAUUUUUGGAACAUUCAGGAGGCUGGAUUCCAGUAUGAACCGGGAUCUGGAAUUCCGGAGAUUAAUCAUGAUGUGCUGUUCCGGGAAGGGCAGAAUCAUCGUGGAGAUGUCACAUACACGCCUAGGAUGCUUUGUGUAGAUCUCAAAGGUGCUCUGGUGCAUUUAUCAGAAGAUGGAGAUCUCUAUGGUGAUGAGUCACGGAAGAAGAUUCUUUCUGGUGGAUCUGACGCUCUGAAUCCUCAGAUUCCAUGGGAUUCCCAGAGUAUAGAAGUUGUCCGAGAGGAAGCGGCGGAGAAACCAACAUUCCAGAAGGAUUUGGACACAACUGGCCAGGCCAAUGUUCAGGGAGAUUAUGAGUUCAGGAAUACAGUGAAAUCUUGGACAGAUUUCAUGUACACCCGUUACCAUCCGCGAAGUGUAAAUGUCAUCAGGGAAUAUAGCCACUCUGAUGAGGAAAACUCCUUUGAUACGUUCACAAAUGGCCGGGAAUUGUGGAAAUCCGGGAGUUUUGGUGAAGAUUUCGGGGACAAGAUCCGCCAGUACAUUGAGGAAUGUGACAAUUGUCAGGGAUUCCAGGUCCUCUUUGACUGCACUGAUGGCUUUUCCGGUCUCACUGCCCAGUGUUUUGAUGAUCUCAACGAUGAGUACGGGAAAUGUAUCCUGGCCUAUCCAUUAAUUCCUCCUCAAGUGAGGAACUUCAAGAAUGCAGAUUCCGCUGUGACUUCCCAAAUCCGUGUGGUCAAUCUCUCCCUGAGUUUUGCGUCCCUCAUCGAAAGUUCCUCGCUGUUUGUUCCUGUCUCAACAAUGGCUCAAGGCUGGAGGAAUGUGUCUGGAAGCAGGCAGUUUCCCAACGUUUCUUACGAUCCGGAGAACUUCUACCAAACAUCUGCGAUUCUGGCCACUUUCUUGGACACUUUGACACUGAAAUAUCGCGCCAAGGACAUCCUGCAGCCGAUGGUUUUAUCCGAAUUCUGUGCUGAUCUCAAUGCCUACGGAUUGAAGAUGUGUUCAGGAAAUUUAGGCUUACCAUUUGACAUGCCGCUGCUUGAGAGUGUGUCUGAUGGCUUGGACCAGUAUCGUCCAAGUUCCAUUUUCACCCAUUUGACGCCCAAUAGUGAAGUUUCUCGUGGACUGACGAUGCAGACUGUCAUCCGUGGCAUUCACAGAUCACAGAUUUAUUCGAAAGAUUCACGAGAAGAUCCACAAUCUCUCGAAUCAUCAAUCUUUCCCUAUGGAGCUGCCAACUUCAAGUUGCAACAGCAUUUGGGGUCAUUUGGAUGUGCAAAUGCUGUUCCUGUGAUGACUCUGCAGUCUCCAAUGCCCGUGAAAGUGCCUUAUCCUGGAGAAAUCUUUGCAAAGACUCUCAAUGCAACUGGACAUGUGACGGGGUAUUUGAGGGAGGAGGGAACGAGGAUGAUCUCAAUUCCUGUACUGGCUUCAGUGUCAUCCACAAAGCAUCUCAUGGGAACCAUUGAGAGUCUCCAUGUGGAAGCGGAAAAGGUCAAAUUGGGCAAAAUGUGUCGCUUCAAGGAAACUGGCCUGGAAUCUGAUGAAUAUUCUGAAGUUUUGAACAAAUUGUUAGACUUUAGAGAUCUCUAUGAUGAUCGUGUAAAUCUCUAAAAGAUUCAUUAAAAAACAUUAAUAAAUGGUCUGCGAAAUAAA
Molecule: messenger RNA, 1815 nt
Organism: Phlebotomus papatasi
Lineage: Eukaryota; Metazoa; Arthropoda; Insecta; Diptera; Psychodidae
Gene: mst
Product: protein misato
Exons: 3
Coding region: 94-1773 (559 amino acids)
Biological process (GO): mitochondrion distribution
Cellular component (GO): cytoplasm
Source: RefSeq, a predicted model, not a curated record